Messenger RNA from Aspergillus nidulans FGSC A4, 958 nucleotides. RefSeq names its product ESCRT-III subunit protein DID4. The transcript is spliced from 5 exons. The record is from RefSeq and is a predicted model, not a curated record. Lineage: Eukaryota; Fungi; Ascomycota; Eurotiomycetes; Eurotiales; Aspergillaceae. The coding region runs from base 45 to 725 and encodes 226 amino acids. Gene Ontology annotation, cellular component: cytoplasm; ESCRT III complex. Gene Ontology annotation, biological process: late endosome to vacuole transport; ATP export; protein transport to vacuole involved in ubiquitin-dependent protein catabolic process via the multivesicular body sorting pathway.
CCCACGCUUCCGGUCCACCUUAUCAGUUUCUCCUUGGUGCCAAUAUGAAUAUCGUCGAAUGGGCUUUUGGAAAGCGGAUGACGCCUGCAGAGCGUCUCCGCAAGCACCAGCGGGCGCUUGACAGGACACAACGCGAACUUGAUAGAGAACGAACAAAGCUGGAAAACCAGGAAAAGAAACUCAUACAGGAUAUUAAGAAGAGCGCAAAGAAUGGACAGAUUGGGGCCUGCAAAAUUCAGGCCAAAGACCUGGUACGCACGCGAAGAUAUAUCCAAAAGUUCUAUCAAAUGCGAACACAACUACAGGCUAUCUCCCUGCGCAUUCAAACCGUUAGAAGCAACGAACAGAUGAUGCAGUCGAUGAAAGGUGCGACCAUGUUACUGGGGAGCAUGAAUCGGCAGAUGAACCUCCCAGCGCUACAGCGGAUUGCGAUGGAGUUCGAGCGAGAGAACGACAUAAUGGACCAACGACAGGAGAUGAUGGAUGACGCAAUUGACGAAGCAACUGGGAUAGAGGGAGAGGAAGAAGAAGGCGAAGACAUUGUCAAGGAAGUUUUGGAUGAAAUUGGGGUGGAUCUCAGCCAGGCGCUGGGAGAGACUCCAUCGGGGAUACAGAAAGAGUCGGUCAGUGAGGGCCGGGUGGCUCAAGCGAUUGGUGCUGGUGGUGCCGGCGGCGCAAGUGACGAUGACGACCUCCAAGCAAGGCUUGACAGUCUCAGACGAUAACUACGACAGUUGUAGGAUCAACAUAUGAGUCUUCGGAACACACUUACAAUCUCUUUGUUUAUCUGCGUCAGUGUACGAGCCCUGACUUGUCGACGACAGCCUAUUUCUUAUCAUUAAAUCGACGAUGACACAUACCCUUAAUGUUACCAGAGGAGCGAAGCUGAACGAACCAAUUGAUAUCGCGAGUUGGUCUUUAAGACUAGCUAAUUCCAUCCUAGGCAGUCUCUUCAUUU